Molecule: messenger RNA, 5573 nt
Organism: Trichomycterus rosablanca
Lineage: Eukaryota; Metazoa; Chordata; Actinopteri; Siluriformes; Trichomycteridae
Gene: ltbp3
Product: latent transforming growth factor beta binding protein 3
Exons: 30
Coding region: 239-3994 (1251 amino acids)
Molecular function (GO): calcium ion binding
Source: RefSeq, a predicted model, not a curated record
GGGAAAAAACGGUGAGAUUGGAGCGAGGAAAACGGGUCUGCUCGUGUUGUUUUGGACUCCAGGAUGUCUCGCGCUGCACGGUUCCAAUUCAUCUCCGGUUUACCGCACUGAUUUGACGUUUUAAUCCGGUGCGCAACUUUUUUUGCGUGCUUUUACUUUUUUUCCUCGCGCGGAGUGACCGUUCCGUCUCGUGCCUGUUGCGCGCGACUUUAACGCCAAAGCCCUGAACGAUGCCAGCAUGCGCGCGGUAACGUCGCUGCUCCUCCUAGCCGCGCUCGCGCUCCACAGACCGGCCGCGUGCGUGGAGCGCGUGUCGGCGGCGCGCGAGCGCUUCAAGGUGGUCAUCGCGCCGCUCAUCUGCAAGCGCACGUGCGAGCGCAACGGUCAGUGCCGGGACACGUGCGAGCAGGGGGACAACACCACGCUGAUCGGGGAGAACGGACAGACCGCCGACACGCUCACCGGACACGGAUUCAGAGUCGUGGUGUGUCCUCUCACCUGUAUAAAUGGAGGUAUCUGCAGUAAUCGCACACACUGCCUGUGCCCGCCGGGCUUUGCCGGGCGACUGUGCCAGUUUCCCCUCCGCACUCAGGCUUCCCGCGGGAACAAGCAGCCGGUCUACACACUUCAGAUGAUGCCGGACGGCCUUUCGGACUCCAGUGGGACGGUCGGACGCCAUCAGCUCACCCAAACACACUCAGUGUUCACCCUGCCCUUCUCACAGGGGGCUGGACAUCACUCAUCUGAAGUAAAGGUUAACCUUCGGGUCCAUCACGCAUCAGACACGUCAGUCGUCAUUCAGCCGCUCGACCAAUCGGAAGACAAAUUCUCCAAGGUCGUGACCCGCCACCCUCCUCAAAUGCACAAGCCCAGGGGGCGGUGCUUUCAGGAGACCACGCCCAAACAAGCUUGCAGCAGUAACCCUCUGCCCGGCCUGACCAAUCAGGAGGACUGCUGUGGCAGCGUGGGUAAUUCCUGGGGUCAGAACAAAUGCUACAAAUGCCCUAAACUGCCAUAUCCCGGGAAAACUCAGACAAUCAUUGAGGAGUCCGGAUCCACCUGCCCACAGGGGUACAAACGACUAAACCGAACCCACUGCCAAGAUAUUAACGAGUGUACGAUGCAGGGUGUGUGUCAGAACGGCGAGUGUUUGAACACACAGGGAAGUUUUCGCUGUACCUGCAAACCUGGAUACGUCCUGAGGGACAGAACACGCUGCAUCGUACCAGUGGUGGAUAAUGGUCCAUGUUACCGUGUGGUGUCGGACUUUGGCCGCUGUGAACACGCGUUAUCCGCCAACCUCACCCGAGAAUAUUGCUGCUGCACAGUGGGCAAAGCCUGGGGCGCCAACUGUGAAAGGUGCCCACAAGAUGGCACAGCUUCCUUCAAUAAGAUCUGUCCUGCAGGGAAGGGAAUGUCGUACCUCCAGUAUCGGGGCACUCUGUACCUCAAAACCAGUAUAGAGCACAGUCAUGAGAUCAGGCUGCUGGAUGCGCCCAAUCAGGUGACCACGCCCACGCAGCAUGCAGCAACCAGCGUACGCGUCCCAGUCCUUGUUCCCAGGCCGACGACGCGCCCCAUAAUCCACAUUCCUCCAGAGAGGGAGCCGCUAGAGGAGGCGCAGACGCAGGUCUCACAGAUAGACGAGUGUAGACUCAACAGGAACAUCUGCGGUCCUGGAGAGUGUGUAAACACACCUAACGGCUUCACAUGCAACUGCGAGGCCGGCUACCGCCCUCACGCCCAGCGAGAGAGCUGCGUGGAUGAGAACGAAUGCGACUGGGAGCCGUGCGGUCAGAACCGAGGUUCCUGCAUCAACACCGUCGGCUCCUACCUCUGCAACUGUCGCCCCGGGAACAGACUGGUCGCGCAUCAUGGGAAACGCCGCUGCGUGGAUAUAAACGAGUGCUCGAAGCCGGAUAUCUGUGGCACCGGGGGGCACUGUGUGAACCUGCCCGGCUUGUAUAGGUGUGAAUGUAAACCAGGCUUCAGGAUUAAAUCACGCAGACUGCUAGUUUGUGAAGAUAUAAACGAGUGUUUGAACCCGAGUUCAUGUCCUGAUGGUCAGUGUGAGAACACUGUCGGAUCAUACGAGUGUUUACCCUGCCAACCUGGACACCAAGCACAAGGAGGAGUGUGUUAUGAUGUGAACGAGUGUCAGAAGAGAGGAGUGUGUAUGAACGGCCGGUGUGAGAACCUACCCGGGACGUACCGGUGCCUGUGUAACGAGGGCUUCCUGCCCGAGGCCGACAGCAAGGGCUGCAGAGAUAUUAACGAGUGCCAGGACAAUCGUCUGUGCGCAAACGGUCACUGCAUAAACACAGAGGGCUCCUUCCAGUGCCAGUGCUACCCGGGGUACCAGCCCACCCAGGAGGGCAGCCACUGUGAGGAUAUUAACGAGUGUGAGCGGGUGUCGAACUGCCAGUUGGGGCUCUGCAUCAACACCAUGGGUUCCUACCGCUGCGAGUGCCAGAAAGGAUACAUGCUUGUUAACGGGCGCAGAUGCCAAGACAUAGACGAAUGUGAGGUGGACAGGAGUCUGUGCCAGCCGUACGGAGUGUGUAAGAACACACACGACGGAUAUGUGUGUGUGUGCAGCGAGGGCUUCAGUCUGUCUAAGGACAAUCACAGCUGUGAAGAAGUGCUGGAGGAUCUGAACAAUAAGAAGGAGUGUUACCUGAACCUGGACGACACGGUGUUCUGCGACAGCGUUCUUGCCACCAACGUGACCAAGCAGGAGUGCUGCUGCUCCGUGGGGGUGGGCUGGGGGGAUCACUGUGAGAUUUACCCCUGCCCUGUUUAUCACUCAGCGGAGUACCACUCACUGUGCCCACUGGGACGAGGCUUUUACCACGAGGAAGGAAUAACAGAGUACGGCUUGGCUCUACACCGAGACAUCGACGAGUGUGUGUUGUUUGCUAACGAGAUCUGUAAAGAGGGACGAUGCAUGAACACACAGCCUGGGUUCGAGUGUUACUGCCAGCAGGGUUUCUACUACGACAGCAACCUCCUCGAGUGUAUAGACGUGGACGAGUGUCACGACGAGUCUCUGUGUACGAACGGUCACUGUGUGAACACUCGCGGCUCCUUCUACUGCACCUGUAACGCCCCCUGGACUCCAGACCACACCAACAAGAAGUGCGUCCUCCCGACAGACGUGGGUAUAAAUGAAUGUCAGAAUCCAUUGAACUGUAAGAAUGGACACUGUGUGGACACUCAGGACUCGUACUACUGCAUCUGUACCCCACCCUGGAUCCUGGCGUCUGACCGCAACAGCUGCGUUACACCCGAGGAGCAGGCCGUAAUGUCUGUGGUGACCAUUUCAGAUGUGAAUGAGUGUCUGGAUCCAUCCUACUGCAAAAACGGGAGGUGUGUCAACACUCCCGGCUCCUUCCACUGCAUCUGCGCUCAGCCGCUCACCUUCAGCGCGGCCCUCAAGCAGUGCGUCUACGACGACCGGACGGCCGCCCAUAAGGACGUGUGUUUUCAGGAGGUGGACGAGGAUCUGAUCUGCACCAUGCCCCGGAGCGGCCUGGCCGUCACCUACUCCGAGUGCUGCUGCCAUUACGGUCACGGCUGGGGCCCCGAGUGCCGCACCUGCCCGCGGAGGAACUCGGUGAUCUUCAACAUGCUGUGUGAGAUGCAUCUAGAGACGGAGUCGGACGGAGAUGGAGACUUCGUAGCACCGUUCAGUUAUAACCCAGAGAGGGACAGUUCGGAGGAGGACUCGGACGAGUGCAGCUGCGCUAACGGGCGCUGCGUCCGUUCCUACCUGGGCACCAUGUGUGAGUGUAACCCGGGCUUCAGGCUGGACCAUUCACGAACACGAUGUGUAGAUAUAGACGAGUGUACGGAGAGGACCGGACGCUUGAACCCGUGUAAGAACGCUCGCUGUGUGAACACCGCCGGCUCCUUCAAGUGCAUCUGCAAGAACGGCCUCUGUGCCCACAGGCACAGCAGUCGAGUGACGAUCACACACAGGAACAAUAGUUAAACACACACACACACACACACGUGCAUAUAAAACGUUACCUUUAUUCUCGUCCAAUCUUUUAUACUCUUCUGGCUUUUUAUUGGUUUAUUUUUCUCACCUCUGAUUCGUUUUUCUACACGUUUGAAGAAUCGCGGUUCUCUUUGUGUUCUUGUGUUUGGUUGUAGUUUGUGUGUUUAUUUUCCUCUCCCCUCUAUUUGCACAAGUUUGAUCCUGGUCUCGGCGGAUCUAAAUGAGAAUGACCUGACGUGUUGCGAUACGGUCAGAUCCAGAAUUGUUGGCAUUCUUGGUAAUGAUGGUCAAAACGCUACACGAAUAAAAAAUGUUAAAUUGCUAAACACAAACUUUACAUUUUAAAUUUCACAGCAAAUUGCUUAUUACACAGGAAAAGGCUCACGUCACGGUCCUAUAAAUUAGACAGGACCUUAAUUAUAGGAGAAGACUCGGUGCUGUUUGUUAGGCAAACUAAGGUUUCACACAGGUCUAAAUGCAGCGGCGCGAAUAACCAACAAUAUUUUGUUCAAAUAUUAGUUGGAAUUAUUGAUCUAAUCUAAAGAGUUUUCUUUCACUCAGCUUUGCCAAGGGUGCCAACAAACCUGGUGCUGACUGCAUGUUAGAUUCACUAUAUGGCCAAAAGUAUUUGGACACCUGAACAUGAUCUUGCCGGACGUCCCGUUUCAUAAACAAAGCAAGCAAAGCCGCAGUUCUGGGUAUUUGUAUGGCUGGGUACUGAUGUGCCAGUUCAGUUCAAAGCUCACUGGGGCAGAGGUCAGGUCCGCUGAGCUUUUCUUCAUGUCAUUAUAGAGCUUUCUUAUGCUGGAACAAGAAAGGGCCUUCCCUAAACUGUUGCAGCAAAGUUAGAAGCAUAUAAUUACCUUUAUAUAACUGAUUUAUUACUCCUGAUAGCAAUUGUCAUGGCUGAAAAACAUGAAUUUAAUUAUAAGAAGGUGUGUCCCAAUACUUUUGUCCAUUAAUUUAGUGUACAUUGUGGAUGUAAUGAGUGACUGUAAUGGUUUAAUAUUUUUUUAAUGAAGUGCAGACAUGUUUGCACUAAGCACAAAUAGUAGAACCUUUUUUUUUUUUGGGGGUAAAUUCUACAUACAGUUAAAAUCAAACGUUUACAACGUUCCCUCAUGAGUUACGUCAUGCUGUGUGGUUUCCAUUAUUUUGUCCACCUUUAACGUCUUGCUUUUCUGCUUCUGUGUAAAGACUUGGAGAGCUCUGAGUUGGUUGUAAUACACCUCUUGCACACGGAGAUCUAAAGUAUCAGUGGUUGUAGCAUCGGGACUCCAACCGUAUCUAAGAAGAUUUCUCCUGUGGUAAACAGCAGUAAAGAAUCAGGCCAUGUAUAUUCGUGAUAUGAUUUCCAAAGAACUGAUCCUCGGGUUCUACUACAAGCAGGAAAAGUUCUUAACUAUUUGCCAAUCACAAUAAUCAUUGAGAAAGAAAUAAAGCUAAUGCUAGCUUUACACUGAGCUAACCAAUAAUGUAUUGUAGUAAAACCUCUGGUAAAACAUCUGGUCUUUCCUGAGUGCUCAUGUAAAGAUGUUUUGUACUACAGAGAAAUGAAAACAAUUAAAUA